UCAAGCUGUCACUCACACUGCACAAAACUUUCCAUCUCUGGUUGUUCUCUGGUGUUUGACAUUUGAGUGUGAAUAUAUUUUUCUUCGCUUCGAGAAAAUCAAUAAAAAUUGCAAUUAAAAAAGCAUUUUCCAUUGAAGAACACAGAAAACGAAACAUCAAAAUGAAAUUCAAAGCUGUCAUGGAUAAUGCCGGAUAUAUGCGGGAAUUUCUCAAUAUUAUUGUCACACUGUCCAAGCUGACAAAGGAGUGUGUCAUCAACAUUGAACCAGACAAAAUUCACUUUAUUGCCAAUGAAGAGUCGGGAACCACCGCACCCCUGGUAUGGGUAGACAUUGAUGCCAAGCUAUAUUUUUCCGAAUACAAUAUCGAAUUGGCCGACAGUAAUCAUUCGAAAAUAAUGCUCUCAACAUCGCCGGCCAAUCUGAGUCGGGCGCUUUCAUCAUUGCGUUCGAAUGCCCGCCACUGCAAAUUGAAAUUGAUAAAUUUGCAAUUUCCUUGCCUGCGGGUGGAGGUAGAUGUUCUAACACAGAACUCGAAUCAGACACGUCAAACAGCACACGAUGUACCGGUGACUGUUAUUCCACGCGGUGAAUGGGAUUAUUAUGAACUGCCCCAGAAGCCCAACUCCAAGUUGGUCUUGAAUGUGCCCUCGAAUCGUCUAAUGCGUGGUCUUAUCGACAAGAUAAAGAAUCUAUCGCCUACGGUCAUAUUUUAUGCCACAUCUGCGGGUGAAAUGAAUCUCGUGGCUGAGACGGAAAUGGCCACCAUAACCACAAGAUAUAAAAAUUUGGAUAUACGAGAAAUCAAUCCAUCCAAAGGCGAAAAGAACAAAGAUCAGAUAGAGGCUUCCUGUUCGGUGGACUGUAAGAAGACUUCAAUAUUUUUCUCGGCCCUGCAAGUUCCAACGGGUGAACUAUCGUGUGGUAUUGAUGAUGAUCGCCUCAUUCACAUGGAGGUUAAUAUACGAAAUGGCGUUGCUAUUCAUUCCAUUUUGCCAGCUGUUUGUAUGUGAGAAGAAAAAAGUUUUUUGUUUAUAUUUCUUUUUAAGCAUAUCCUUCGUCGUAUUAAGACAUUUUUUUUAACGAAUCUUUGAAAAGUCAAUAAAGUGAAGACAGAACUUGAAA
Musca domestica (house fly) is the source of this 1125-nucleotide messenger RNA. It is a transcript of the gene Hus1-like, whose product is annotated as checkpoint protein HUS1. Gene Ontology annotation, biological process: meiotic DNA integrity checkpoint signaling; nucleotide-excision repair; mitotic DNA replication checkpoint signaling. The record is from RefSeq and is a predicted model, not a curated record. Bases 162 to 1013 code for a protein of 283 amino acids. Gene Ontology annotation, cellular component: nucleolus; checkpoint clamp complex; site of double-strand break. NCBI's taxonomy places the organism in Eukaryota, Metazoa, Arthropoda, Insecta, Diptera, Muscidae. The transcript is spliced from 2 exons.